Messenger RNA from Colletotrichum paranaense, 972 nucleotides. RefSeq lists its product as uncharacterized. NCBI's taxonomy places the organism in Eukaryota, Fungi, Ascomycota, Sordariomycetes, Glomerellales, Glomerellaceae. Bases 1 to 972 code for a protein of 323 amino acids. The transcript has 3 exons. The record is from RefSeq and is a predicted model, not a curated record.
AUGGCCCCGAAAUCACCGACUCCGUCCAUUUCGCACCUCAUCUCGUCUUAUCCGAUCUUGUCCAUCCUCGCGGAAUAUGUUUCAGCCUUGGACCUUCUUCACAUAGCUCAGACGAACCGUAACCACCACGCCCACAUCCUCGGUUCCCGUACAAUAUUCGAGAAGCUGAAAAGCCUCUGUCUCUGCGAUGGCCGCGGCUUAGUGCAACGCCAAAACUUUAGCGGACGCUACUGUCCAAACUACUGGACUCUUCUCUGCGGCCUCCCUCCCAUGGUUGUCGGGGACGAGGAAAUCGAAGUCAAGCUGUACAACAUCAAAUGCGACGAGGCUGGAGCUCUGCCCUGCCGGAGAUGUGGUAUCAACGUCUGUGAGGAGUGCAGGUACUACGAUCGGCUUCUGUCCGUGGAGGAAAGCUAUGUCGAGCCGCGCUACAACUGGCGCCCUCUCAACAUCAUGUGUCUUUGCCGCGAUUGUGACUUCCAGCUCGAAGGUGAUAAUCGGAAGCUACAACUCAGCGACACAUGCGAUUGCAACCUAUGUCUAAGGUGGCUUUGUACCAAAUGUGAAGACGCGCAGAGAAAAGAGACCACAGCGUAUUACGACACGCGAACUCAGGAAGCGUCGGGCCAAAACAAUGUGCUCAACCAACCAGAGGAAUGGGGUCCCGAUGAAGCCUCAGAGACCAAGCAACUCGAGAUAUAUGGCAAAUGGCGCAAUCUCUGCCGUCAGUUCUAUUGCCCUUGCGGUGCCGGCGUUGCGCAAGAGACCGUCCCAAGAUGCACUUGGUGCAAGCGCCGUGUCAAGACCCAGGACGAAUGGUUAGAUGAAAGAAAUCAGCUUGCCCGACUUGAUAAACCGGGGGGUUCGUUCUAUAACCCGGAUCACCCACCCUUCGUCAUGGACACCAGCUAUAACUAUCCUACUCCCUACCCGAGGCUGGGGUACAUUCGGCCUGGGGACGAUGUCCCGUGA